CUACAGUAGCAUUUAAGCAUAGGAGUAUAUAUAGGUCGAGAUAUAGAAUUGUUUAUUCUCAUUUCACUGUAUUUUUGCGCUACAUCUAGUUUAGAUUAACGAAUAUUUUCCGUUCUCAGUGAUUAACGCAAUGACGCCUGUCGUAUGCCCCGCCUAUUAAAAUGGCGUCAUCAAAGAGAGCGCGCCUCCAGGUGUGCGCGUGUGUUGCGCACGUGCGUCACCGCGAUGGCCGGCACCUUUGAUGAUGUGGUGAAGAAAGUGACGCGGUUUAAAGUGCAGCUCGCAGACACGACAGAGUCUGACACGGUUCUUAAAGUCUUGCAGAACCUUGGUGAUCUGGAUAUCACAGUAGACAUUCUUGCUGAAACAGGAAUAGGCAAAAUAGUGAACUCUCUGCGCAGACACAAACGAGCUGGAGAAUUUGCCAAGUCAUUAGUCAGAGGUUGGAAAAAACUUCUCUCCAAAAAUUGCAUGAGCAACACUGGAUAUGGCGCCGUUUCACAAACUAAGGACAAAGAAGAGGAAAGCCCCAGUGAAAAUGCUGAAGAGUUCACAGCUAAUGACUUAAACAACAACUGUGUGACAUAUCAAAGCAAGAGUCAGGAUUCUUCAGAUGAAGCUGUCUCCAGUGUUAGGAAGAGAAAAUCAGAUUCAGUGAAACAAGGAGGUGAAGAACAAAACAGUAAAAAAAGGAGACAAGAAAUGUUUCAACAAGAAAACCAUAAUAUUCUUCAGGAUGAUGUCUCUGAAAAGAAAAAACAAAAGGAUGGAAUUGAUGAUUCAGUGGCUUUCAAAAAGAAGUAUGAUCCAAGGGAUGGAAAAUCUGUGGAUUUUGGCAACACUUUACUAAAAAGCAAGAAUUCAGGGGCGCAGCAGCACAGUGUCAGGUCUGAUUUAAGAGAAAAAGUGAGAAUCCAUUCUGAUGUGGUUGUUGAAUCUGGACCAGAAGAGGGACUGCAAAUGAAACACAAGUUAUCAAAAAGGAGAAAAGAGACCUUUUUAUUUGAUCGCAAUGACAGAAACUCAAAAACUCUAAAGACAUCAAAUGUCAGAGACAAGGAAUGCCCAAAAAACUAUAAGAGGAAAACAGUGCAGACAAAGAGUAAAGACGGACAGAAGGUUCCAAAACAAAAGUCUGACACGGAGGAACUUUCAGAGCACAAAAGUCAAAAGGCCAAAAUGAAACAUAAGAACAAAGAACAUAAGGUGCCACAGGAAGAACCCUUCCAGUCUUUUGAGUCGUGUCUGAACUAUGAAGUGAAAACACUGAAGAGAAAAGAACACUCUGGGAGAAAGUAUUCAAAAAAGCUUGAGAUGCUGUCAAACGUGGAAGCCACAAAGCAACAGGAAGUAAAACCUGCAAAAUCUCCAGUGUUUUCUGUUAAUGCCUGUCCUGUGACACAGAAACCUAUCAUGGACCUGGCAAGUGUUUCUUUUCCCGUGGUUCCGCCUGCUUGUGAGAAGCCAUACAGCUUUGAUUGCUGUGAUAGAAAAGUUGAAAAAGAAGACCUCUGCGACCUCUCCGAAGAGUCUGCAGUCUUCACAGGUCAGAGACUCAACAGGAAGAUGCAGGUCUACUCUGGGGCCAAGACUGUUUUUCUACCAACCAUGUUGAGCUUGUACCAGCAGUGUGUCCGCAAACUUCAGAACAACAUUGACUUGCUUUAUGAAACAGGUGGAGUCCCGUUUGAAAUCCUGGAGCCAGUGUUGGAGCGGUGCACACCAGAACAGCUGCAACGCAUUGAGGAAUGCAACCCAAUAUACGUUGGAGUGACGGACCACAUGUGGGGUAAACACUGUCAGAGGGACUUCAGAAACUCUGAACUUUUGGAGUACGAGUCGUGGAAAGAAAUGUACAUCAGGCUGUCGGAGGAAAGAGAGAGGAAACUCCAAAGGCUGACGAAAACUAUUGUCUCAGCACAUUCUAGGAAACCUAAAGGUCGACAGGUGAAGAUGGCAUUUAUUCAUACUGUUGCAAAGCCACCAAGGGAUGCGGGUGUGCGAAUUCAGCAGAAAAUUCACGGAACUGCUGUUCGACAGCCUCAACAACACAAAUGCAGCGUGAGGGCAGAGAAGAGCGGACUGCAGCCAAGAUGUAAUGACUCCAGCAGGUUCAGCAACUCCAAUGCAGCUGGAAGCAGCUCACAAGACCCUCGCAAAAAAACAAAAGUGGCUCCAAUGAUGGCAAAAUCCUUGAAGGCAUUUAAGAAACAGAUGGGACGUAAAUAAACUCUUAGAUUUUUUUUUUUUUUUUUUACAGCUGAAGCAUGUGAGAUAAAAUGCUCUCUAUCAUUGAUUAACCAUAAAAACAACAUGCCUUUGUUCAGUGUGUAGGAUAUUAUGUAUUAUGACUUCCUAAACAGUCGCCAUGUUUUUUUUUUCCUCAACAACAAAAAUGUAUUUUCUAUUAAAAGGACAAUGAAAUUAGCAAAUCUACUUAAAUGUUCACGAACGUUUUUGUCCUUAUAACUGCUGUGUCUUUAUAGAAAUGUGUCUGGCACUUUCUUAAUGGACUGAUGCUCCCUCUAGAGGGCAUCUAAAGCAUUUCAAGUUUUUAUUUUAUUUUAAACAUUACACGAAGAAUAAUAAACAUGACUUGCUUAUUGAUUAGCGCCUUAUUUUGUAAUGUCUAUCUGUUGUACAAAUGAACGUUAAUGUGUGAAACUUGGAAUUACGAAUUAAAUUAAGAUGAUAUUUUGUGAUAAAUAACAGUGGUAGGAAGAAAAACAUGUUGACGUGUUGAAGCUUUUGCAGUACAUCAGAAAAAUAAAGUUGGUAGGCUUGUGAAUCAAUAUAGGCUUGGAAAACGCCUUUAAUGUCAGCGUUUCAACU
Messenger RNA from Cynoglossus semilaevis (tongue sole), 2832 nucleotides. RefSeq names its product elongin A, like (gene eloal). NCBI's taxonomy places the organism in Eukaryota, Metazoa, Chordata, Actinopteri, Pleuronectiformes, Cynoglossidae. Gene Ontology annotation, cellular component: nucleus; elongin complex. The record is from RefSeq and is a predicted model, not a curated record. Gene Ontology annotation, biological process: transcription elongation by RNA polymerase II.